Messenger RNA from Dioscorea cayenensis subsp. rotundata (Guinea yam), 441 nucleotides. Its product is annotated as transcription factor LAX PANICLE 1-like. Bases 1 to 441 code for a protein of 146 amino acids. The record is from RefSeq and is a predicted model, not a curated record. Gene Ontology annotation, molecular function: protein dimerization activity; DNA-binding transcription factor activity. The transcript has a single exon. Gene Ontology annotation, biological process: regulation of DNA-templated transcription. Lineage: Eukaryota; Viridiplantae; Streptophyta; Magnoliopsida; Dioscoreales; Dioscoreaceae.
AUGUCACCAAGAAAGGGAGUUGGAAAGAGAUCAGGUGGAGGAAGAACCAUCAAGCUCUCAACUGAACCUCAAAGCAUUGCAGCUAGGCAAAGAAGACACAGGAUAAGUGAUAGAUUCAAGGUCCUCAAGAGCCUUGUGCCAGGUGGAAACAAGAUGGACACUGUCUCCAUGCUUGAAGAAGCCAUUCAUUAUGUUAAGUUCCUCAAAACCCAGAUCUCUCUUCAUCAAGCAGCUCUCAUGCCUCCUCCUCCUCCUUUUCCCUUCUCUUCCAGUGAUAUUACUAUGAAUGCUAGCCAUCUCUCCACUACCAUUGAUGCAUCACCAUUACCACCAUCUUCUUCUUCAUCAUCAUCAUCAUCUUCUUCACUUCUCCCCUAUCCUCCAUUCAUCUCAUUCAAAGGAGAAGCAGAGAUGCUGUCUUAUGUUGGUCUCAACUACUAA